Arabis nemorensis is the source of this 690-nucleotide messenger RNA. The record is from the annotation of a GenBank genome assembly. NCBI's taxonomy places the organism in Eukaryota, Viridiplantae, Streptophyta, Magnoliopsida, Brassicales, Brassicaceae.
AUGGAGAGAGUGAUGAACAUCAUAAAGCCGAAGCCUGAUCCGAAGCAACUCUUGCGUGAUUGGCAACGCAAACUCCGACAGGAAUCUCGUAACAUCGAACGCCAAAUCCGAGAUAUACAGAAAGAAGAGAGAAACGUACAGAAAGCUAUUAAAGAAGCUGCAAAGAGGAAUGAUAUGGUUUCAGCUAAGGCACUUGCUAAAGAAAUUGUGGGUUCGAGAAGAACAGUGAACCGUCUAUAUGAAAAUAAGGCGCAGAUGAAUUCGAUAUCAAUGCACCUUGGGGAGAGUGUUGCAAUUGCUCGAACAGUUGGGCAUCUUUCCAAGAGUGCAGAGGUUAUGAAGCUAGUCAAUAAUCUCAUGAAGGCUCCACAAAUGGCUGCAACAAUGCAGGAAUUCAGCAAAGAGAUGACUAAGGCUGGAGUAAUCGAGGAGUUUGUGAGUGAAGCUAUUGACAAUGCCUUAGAUUCAGAGGAUAUGGAAGACGAGAUCGACGAGGAGGUUGACAAAGUAUUGACAGCAAUUGCAGGAGAAACCGCUGCAGAGCUUCCAGAUGCUGUCAGAAAGGAAAGAAUAAAGGUACCUGCACAGAAAGCGAGCACUUCCCGCGAGGAAGAGGCAAUUGCAGAGGGUGUUGAUGAUGAGGAAGAAUUGGAGGAAAUUCGAGCUCGGCUUGCUAAAGUUAGAUCAUAA